Molecule: messenger RNA, 2350 nt
Organism: Xenopus tropicalis (tropical clawed frog)
Lineage: Eukaryota; Metazoa; Chordata; Amphibia; Anura; Pipidae
Gene: trmt1
Product: tRNA methyltransferase 1
Exons: 17
Coding region: 219-2096 (625 amino acids)
Biological process (GO): tRNA processing; tRNA N2-guanine methylation
Molecular function (GO): metal ion binding; tRNA binding; tRNA (guanine(26)-N2)-dimethyltransferase activity
Source: RefSeq, a predicted model, not a curated record
CGCAUCCCACACCGCAGCACUUCCGCAAGCGCAGUUAUGUGUCUGGCUCUGCGGCUCCUCUGAUUGGUUUGCUCUGUGCAUGUGACGAGCCCACCCACAAGAUGGCGGCGCCCUUAUGAUCAUGCUUGGCUAAGGAGAGACCCGCAGUGUAUAUACGGGUGAGAAGCGUUCUUGGGUCGGGUUCCUACAGUGCAGCGCUGCGGGGGCUCAUUCCUCAGAUGCGCUCCUGGGCGGCCAUUGUUAGGCUGUCAGCUCUGCCCUCUCACAGUUUUCCCUUCUUCAGAACAAAACUCCAGGCCUUGGGCAAAGCCUCUUGUUCAUACAGUAUGGAGAGUUCCGGAGAAACCUUUAUACACGAGGGAAAAGCCAGUGUGAUCUUCCCCAGCGCCAACCAAGUCUUCUAUAAUCCUGUGCAGGAGUUUAACAGAGACCUGACAUGCGCGGUAAUCACAGAAUUUUCUCGCCUGCAUCUCCAGCAGAAAGGGACUGACAUUGUGGUGCCCGGUGAGAGGGUGGAGCAGAAGCUGGUGGUGAACCUGUCGGAGACGGGAGAAGACAAAGUGACCUCUAGUCCAGAGAAUAACUCCACCCCCCCAGACCGACCCACUGCGCAUGUAGGGGAGCCCUGCCCUGAUGGGUUGCGUAUCUUAGAGGGUCUGGCUGCGUCUGGCCUGCGCUCCAUUCGCUUUGCCCGUGAAGUGCCCGGCCUACACAGCGUCGUUGCUAAUGACUUCUCCGCCAGCGCCGUGGAGCUUAUCAAGCGCAAUAUACAGCACAACGAUGUGGGGAACCUGGUGACGGGCAGCUACGGCGAUGCCCGGAUGGUGAUGUACAACAGGACGGGCGCAAAGGAUCGCUUUGAUGUCAUAGAUCUGGAUCCCUAUGGGAGCCCCUCCAUGUUCCUGGACGCUGCGGUGCAGAGCGUGAGCGAGGGAGGGCUGCUGUGCAUCACGUGCACGGACAUGGCGGUUUUGGCGGGAAACAACGGCGAAACGUGUUACAGCAAAUACGGCGCCAUGUCCAUUAAAUCAAAGUUCUGCCAUGAAAUGGCUCUCCGCAUCCUCCUACACAGCCUGGACCUGCGCGCUAACUGCUACCAACGUUACAUAGUGCCGCUGCUCUGCAUCUCCGUCGACUUUUACAUUCGGGUGUUUGUGCGCGUGUUUACUGGCCAGGCCAAAGUGAAGAUGUGUGCCAGUAAGCAAGCCCUGUUAUACAACUGCGUGGGGUGUGGGACAUACCAUCUACAGCGCCUGGGGAAAGCCACCACUCAUGGGAACAACAUGAAAUACUCACCUGCAACUGGCCCUCCGGUGACUGCAAGCUGUGAAUUCUGCCAUCAAAGGCAUCAGCUUGGGGGACCUAUUUGGGCGGAGUCUCUCCAUGAUAAAGAUUUUGUUGAGCGCAUUUUAUCCGCUUUGGAGCGAAAUCCGAAGAGAUUUAAGACUUCAGAAAGAAUUCAGGGAGUGCUGAGCAUGGUGACAGAGGAGCUGAGUGACGUGCCCCUAUAUUAUACGCUGGACAAUCUGAGCAGUGUGAUUCGCUGUAACACCCCGUCGCUGCUGCAGUUCCGCUCUGCUCUGCUCCACGCGGGGUACAGGGUCUCGCUCUCACACGCCUGCAAGAACGCCCUGAAAACCGACGCUCCGCCCUCUGUCAUUUGGGACAUUAUGCGCUGCUGGGAGAAGCAGAAUCCAGUGAAGAGAGAGAGGCUCUCAGAGACCUGCCCAGCGUUUCACAUCCUGAGCAAGGAGCCAAAGAUCGAGGGCAGCUUUGAGAUUCGCGAGGACGCCAAUCCUAAAUCUCGUAAAAUGGGUUUAAAGAGGUUCCAGGAAAACCCCGAGGCAAACUGGGGCCCCAAAGCAAGGGCCAAAGCCGGGGGUGGGAUUGCUACUACACUGGAGGAUAAACGGAAGCAGCACCAGAACAAGAGGAAGAACGCUCCCAGCGCAGACGAGAGUCACCUCAAAAGCUUCCCCUGCAAGAAGCUCAAGGAGGGUUCCUGCGAGUUGGGGGACAGCUGCCGUUACUCCCAUAACCCAUCGGAGGUAACACAGGGAGAAUCCCCUGCACCCCUGGAGGGAACCCCUUCCUAACCCUGCCCCACUGGGGGUAAAAUGUGGACAUGUUACAUGGCAAAGGUUCCAAGCAAGUCCCUAGGAGACCCCACGGGGGGGAGACACAGACUUGGUAGAUUCCAGGAAGAACGGAAAUCGCUGGAUCCUUCUUUUAUUUAAAAGAGCACACCCCGCGGUUGUGUUGGGUACAUCCUGCUAUUGGGGGGGCUACAUUUUAUAAAGGGGUUGGACUAAUACAGGUGUAAAGAUAAACAUACCCUAUUUGUAACUAG